Messenger RNA from Pipra filicauda (Wire-tailed manakin), 795 nucleotides. RefSeq names its product Ts translation elongation factor, mitochondrial (gene TSFM). Lineage: Eukaryota; Metazoa; Chordata; Aves; Passeriformes; Pipridae. The transcript has a single exon. The record is from RefSeq and is a predicted model, not a curated record. The annotation marks the transcript as partial.
UGUGCCCCCCCCCCCCAUUUUGGUGUUCACCUCGUGUCCCCCCCCAUUUUGGGGUUCACCCUGUGCCCUCCCCCCCCAUUCUGUUGCUCACCCUGUGUCCCCCAUCCCUAUUUUGGUGUUCACCCCCUGCCCUCCCCCCCCAUUUUGGGGUUCACCCCGUGUCUCCCCCCAUUUUGGGGUUCACCCCGUGUCCCCCCAUCCCCAUUUUGGUGUUCACCCCAUGCCCCCCCCCGUUUUGGGGCUCACCCCGUGCCCCCCCUGUCCCCCACAGGCCGCCUGGGCGAGCGCCUGUCCCUGUGCCGGGCCGGGUGGCUCCGGGCCCCGGGGGGGUUCGUGGCCACCUACACGCACGGGUGGGUCCCCCCCGGCCCCCCCGUGGCCAUGGGCACCUACGGGGCUCUGGUGGCCUGCGGGGGGCCCGGCUCGGGGCCCCCCCCGGCGGAGCUGCGGGAGUUGGGGCGCAGGGUGGCCCAGCACGUGGUGGGGUUGGCGCCCACCGCGCUGGGGACCCCCGAGGACGAGCUGGGGGGGGACGGGGAGACGCGGCUGCUGGCACAGGGGACCCUCCUGGAGCCGGGGGUGCCCCUGGGCCGGUACCUGCGGGACCGGGGGGGGCUCCAGGUCUGGGACUUCCUGCGCUUCCAGUGCGGGGAGGAGCCCUCCGAGGAGCCCCCCCGGGACCCCCCCGCGUCGCCGGCAUGAGGGGGUGUGGCUCGGCCCCUCCUCCGGAGCCAGUUUGGGGGGCCCCGCCCAGAUUUGGGGGGGAUGAAGCUGAAUAAAGGUGUGAAGGAACGA